Molecule: messenger RNA, 1401 nt
Organism: Musa acuminata AAA Group (dessert banana)
Lineage: Eukaryota; Viridiplantae; Streptophyta; Magnoliopsida; Zingiberales; Musaceae
Product: dof zinc finger protein DOF5.7-like
Exons: 1
Coding region: 289-1197 (302 amino acids)
Biological process (GO): regulation of DNA-templated transcription
Molecular function (GO): DNA-binding transcription factor activity; DNA binding
Source: RefSeq, a predicted model, not a curated record
AUCUCCAUGAAGAGUCUCUGUUCAUCUCACCUGUCUCAAGCUAAUUGUAGAGCCACUUGAUGAACAGUUUGCGAUCGAUCUCCCACUUGAUGGCACUCACAAGCAUCAAGCAAACCUCCCUCUACCUAUUAAUCCCCAUGCAUGCAUGAAGCCGUUUAGUAGGGGGCUUGCUCUUUCCCUCCGCCGCAGGAAAACUAGCACGACCACAAGACACCCACCUUCCUCGUAUCCAUUUCCCUCGCCAUCUCCAAAGGUCACUGUUCCUCCGUUACCCCCCUAAAGAAGGAUAUGGCUGAUGGCCUGCAAAGCUCGGGUGGCUGCAAGAGCACCGCGACAGUGCGGCCACCGGAGAAAGGCCUCAAGUGCCCGCGGUGUGACUCUUCGAACACCAAAUUCUGCUACUACAACAACUACAGCCUGUCCCAACCGCGGCACUUCUGCAGGACCUGUCGAAGGUACUGGACCAAAGGCGGCGCACUCCGGAACGUGCCCGUGGGUGGCGGCUGCCGCAAGAACAAUAAGUCCAAGUCUCCGGCGUCGUCCUUCCUUCCGUUGGAUUCCUUCUCCGGAGUUCCUGAAAUAGGCAGUAGCCUCAAAUUCCUCGAUGGAGUGCCCACGUCGACGGCCAUGGAUUUCCACAUAGGUCUGCCCCCUGUCUCAAGGCUCCAGUACGCUCCAGCUGCACCAGGGGUCUUCAGCAGCAACCAGUUCAUCACCUUCAGGGACAUAUCACACAGUGCAACAUUCUCUUCUGCUGCCACUCCUGCUGUGGGUGCGUAUAAUGAAAUCGGCGGUAAUUCAUCCUCUGCUGCUAACAGCGGUAACAUUGUUUCAUCCGUCGAAUCCCUGAGCUCCAUCAACAAUGACCUCCAUUGGAAGCUUCAGCAGCAGAGGCUGGACAUGCUCCUUGGAGGAGAAGCCCAUAAAGAGAGUCGCAUUUACGGUCCGGACCAGCAGAAGCUUAACUCUUCUAGGGUAGCAGAGAGACCUACAGAUGAUGUUUGUGAGGGCAGUGGAUCAUCAAAUGCUUACGUUAGUACAUGGUUCCUGGAGAGCUCUUACGCCAUGCCUCCUUCAACCAGUAUAAUUAACUGCAGCACCAACAGUAGUACCAAAAACAACUGCAACAUCAACGCAAGCUAUUGGGAUGGAAUCCCAGCAUGGAGUGACAUGCCACAGUUCACCACAAUGCCAUAGAAACAAAAAAGGCCAGAAAUAUUAGGUCUCUGAGGUCAUGGGUAAUCGUUUGCAGUCAAGCAAUUAGAGAGCUCAGAAGGUUACAACUAUUUUUUGCUGUCUUCUUCUGACAAACAUUCUAAGCUUCUACUUUCCUUCCUUGUUCCAUUUCGAUAGCUAUGAUUAGGUCAAGAUAUAUAUAUAGCUGAAGUUGAUGUGUUGUCA